AUAAAACACAAAUUUACAGGAAAAAGUCAACCGAGGAAUGUAGACGACAUUCAAAUAGGGCGUGUGUAUACACCUGUGUAUUUUGUAUGCGAGCGCAAACUCAAAUAUACCCGUAAGUAUUGUAAACGGAAUAUACAGGAGGCUCGGUAAUCCCACACGGCUCCAGACAACAUGGCGCAGGACAUUUCUAACCGCUGGAUCCUUCUCAUCGUCCUCUUCAUCGCCCUCGUCUUGGCAGCUGCAGGGUUUGGCACCCCGAAUUGGUACAGAGGUGUUGUGUUAAACACCGUCUCUUUCACAGCAGGAUUCUUCGAUGUGUGUGUUUCGUCGACAUGCUACAACUAUAUAGACUACCUUAAGCUGACAAGAUACAGUGAUGACUACGUCGGCUGUAUAGUGUUCCACGUGUUCGGCCUUGUCCUGGCAGCCGCUGCUGUCCUCCUCGUCCUGUGUGAAGUGUUUAACUGUGAAGAUGACUGCGGGGGACUCAAUUGCCACUCGAUGCGGAGGAGAUUCAUGUAUGUCGCCUGGCUGUGUCUCUUAGGCGGUAUCUGCCUGAUGGUCACGGUGAUUUGGUUUUAUGUGGCCGUCAUACGGGACGGUAACGGAAAAGGAAACCUUGCAGGAACCUUUGACUUGCAGGCCGACUACUCCCUCGGUCUAACAGCCGCAGCUAGCGCCAUUCUCAUUAUAAUUUCUUUAUUCAUCUUUUUUCUCAAACGUCAUUUCACUGACGAAGAGGAACCCUACAAACAACGCCCUAGAAUGAUGCUGGAGCCUGUGUACCGACCUCCGAGCCCAGAACCUCUCCGUACAAUGUCUUACGAGAGACCUGUUCAUUCCAGAUCUAUCGCGGCGGCACCGCAAACUUACAGAAUAGAACAGCCAGCACCUAGAUACGAAGUAGUUGAUAGACCCGCCCCUGUUCGUCUUAGCACAUCCAUCCGACCGCCGUCUCCAACCUAUGUGUCCGCUCCGAAAACGUACAGGUACUCAACUGCGGAGGAACCAGCCUACGUCCCCAGGGCGACCUACGCAGAACGCCGGUAUUAAAAGUACACGAGGAGGGUGCCGUACAUACUCUUAUUUUUGACUGAUUUUUUUUUCUCUCUUUUAUAAAUGUUAAUUAAAAACUAAAAUUGAAAUUAUUUGAUUUGAAAUACUUAGCUUGGCUUAUUGUCUAUGCAAUUAACUGCUUCUGUUGGCAUUUGUAGUCAACAGGUAUGCCAGUUACCUCCAUUGAACAUUGAUAUUGUGUGUGACCAAACAAUAGGCAGUUCAUUACUCAUAUUUUCGUUUAAAAUAUCGGCAUUGUGAAUGUUUGUAAGGUCAUAUAUGUCAGACUUCAUAAAAAGAAGUCUGCCAACAAUGUUUAAGAGAUUUUCUGAUCACUUCUACAAUUUGUGACAUGGGUUUUUCCUUUAUUUUAAAGUUUAUGUGUAUAUAAUUCCAGAAUAUUUAAGGCUUCUAGUUAAAUGUUAUCUUUAUUUUUCGAAGAGGCAGAAUACUUGAAUAUUUUCAUUCGUGAUGGCACGCUCUUGAAAAAAUUGUAUUCAAAAAGUAUUUAUGUUAUGCAAUAUUGAAAUGACCUCACUAUAUUGAUACCGUUAACAGUAGAGAUAUGACAUCCAUGCUUAAUUUGGUGGAGUUAUGAAAUGACAACGCCGUACAGCUAUAUCGUAUGAACAGCGUGUAUUAGUGUGAACACUAUCAACUUGAAGAAAAAGAAUAGGUACAACUGGCCGAGUACAUUGAGUUAAUAUAAUUUAGUUAAUGAAAUGUAUUCUCUACAAGAUAAUUUACAGGGUUCGGAAUGCAUGCGUGUUGAUUAUCAGUCUAAUGUUAGCACAAACGUUCGGUGUUUUUCUUACGUGAGAGUUUCAAAUCGACUCUGAGUUGUGAACUUUGACCUGUUGUGUUGUUCAUAUAUCUGUUUUUUUUCAUUGUUAUAUUACAAUUUGCAAUACCCCUGUACACACGGACAUAUAAUUAAGGAUUUUUAACAAUAAUAUGUCAUAUACAAUAGCAGGAGAUACGCUGAUAUUUCUGGGAGAAGAAUAUUUCUGUGUGGAAUUUGAAUUUGAAAACAAAAUAUAUGAAGUUGAAUACUCAUUCAUUUUCUUUUGUGUUCUUGCAAAAUCCAUGGAAAUCAUAUGAGAUUGUAAAUGUGCUUAGUGUUGGUGUGUUUGACUGAGAGGUUGUUGUGAUUACCUAGAAUGAGCUAAUGGAAAUUCUAUCGUUGUAAUCUUCAAUAAUCAUGGUCUUAAAAUGGUUGAAUUUGAUUUAUUUCUCAGUGAGGUACGAACGGAUUCUGUGAUAACACCUAAAACAUCUUUCGGUUCUCUGGAAAACCUUUUACAAUAUUCAACACUUUUACAAUCACACAUGUCACAACUGUGUCACUGUUAUACUUACAUCAAAUCUUAUAAUAAAAUGUAUACAACA
Messenger RNA from Mizuhopecten yessoensis (Yesso scallop), 2445 nucleotides. RefSeq lists its product as uncharacterized. Lineage: Eukaryota; Metazoa; Mollusca; Bivalvia; Pectinida; Pectinidae. The coding region runs from base 172 to 1053 and encodes 293 amino acids. The transcript has 3 exons. The record is from RefSeq and is a predicted model, not a curated record.